AUGCAACCAAUCAGCAAAAUUAGUGCAGCCAUCGCUUCUGCCACCCAAGAGACAACUUUCGCGCUCGCUAAUAUCAAUUUCGACUUUUCAAUUUGUAAAUUUGAAGCACCAAAAGAAUAUCGUGGAGUUGGACAGCAUCUGUCAGAGCGCCGACGAAAUGCUGCUGAGGAUGGUGAUGAGCACAUAUUCGCCCGCAAACUUGGGGCUCUGUUUUCCCCUGUUCUUCCCUCGACGCCGCAAUUAGUGACAGCAUAUGGAACUCGCUCAUCACAAAUAAUAGAAGCAUCGAGCAAAAAGGGCUUAAACAAUGGCCCAUUCCAGGAUUGGGUGGGACCCGAUGGAACAAGCAUAUGGGCUGCUGCAACAUCUGGUCCUGGGGCGAUUGCAGUCCAUCUACUUGCCUGCAUGUUGGCAAGGAUAUGGCCAGCUCGUGAAGCAGUUGCCAUAUGGGAGGAAAUAAUUGCUGGAAGGAAGGCUGAGCUUUCACUUGUGGAUCAAACGGAUCCGCUGUGGGUGUCUGCGAGCCUGGCGGCGCGCAUUGAGAUUUCAUACCAACAAAUUAGCAGCUGGGAUGCUAGUGCUAGAUCAUGGCUUCAGGUGGCUGAUACGGCAAAACUGCGACAACAAAAGCAGCUGGAAUUGCUCGCAUCAAAUCUUACAAUUCCAGUGAACCAAAAACCAAGUACAUACUCUAGUGUACUGGAAGCAUGGACAACAGGCCUUAGAUUUAUGGAGAAUCUUGUAUCUGGACUACCACAGUCGGUUCAAACUGGCGCUGAAGUUCUAGUACUCACAUCUUGGCAUCUAUACCCUGACAUCUCCGUUCUUGGGGCCGGCAACCCUCAUCCCGUACCGCAAAGGGAUGAGCUCAUCCCGCCCGGGGCGAUGAUUACCCUUGGGCAGUUAAGCUGCUCACCUGACCAGAAUGGGGAAGUCUAUUGGUCUUUACCCCUCGCCUAUCUGAAAUACUACGGAGAUCCAAUCGUAACAUCAAGAAGUAUAGGUGAGACGACAUCCCGCCUUACUGUUUUAGAAUUCUUCCUGGUUGUCCUAGGCUCUGUAUUUUGUGGCUUAAGAGUACAAGAAGCCGGCAUUGACAAGGCUUGCGAUCUCUUCCUCAAAGUCGCCGAACUUGUUGAUGCUGCUACUUCUCGUCGUUCUCUUCAGAAACCGGGUUCUUGGCUGAAGUACCUGGCCGAAGCCGCAAAGGACUACAAAGACUCUAGCCCCAACAAUGAGCAUCAAUUGGGUUUAAUGAUGCGUGGACAUCGACGAUACAAAAAUUUCCUUGCAGGGCCGACUGAAGAGCCAAGUCCACUGUCAAAUUUAUUUGACGCAGAUGCGUUGCUGCGCCUAGUAACGGAUCCCGAAGAUAAAAUAGAAUGUCUAAGGCUCUUAGCUCCGGACAUUAUCACACAGCCAAAUGCGCUACUAAUUCGAUAUCCGAAACCAAGGAGCGGGAUCAAAACCGACGAGCACUUCGAGGCUGCGGACCAUUCGAGAAUUUUUAGGGACGUGUAUGAUACCUGGGAGUUUACGACUGCCAUGAUUCGCAGCCAAAAUCCCCGAAAAGGGAGGGUGACACGCAGGCUGAACGUUGGUACACAUAUUCGAUGGAAGAUAGGUUCAAGAAGCAAACACAAAGGCGAGAAAGUUAGGGACUUAUCUACGGUUCAAGUAAUGGAUCGCAGUGAGAGUUCAUUCAGUUGGUCCGAAGAAGAGUCGUCAUCGUUCGGGGCAAUCGAUACAAUCUCGAACCCACCAUACGAAUGUAUUCUUGGAGACCCCAAUGAGGUAGCCCUUUUCAAACGCUACGAUGCUGAAAUUGCUGGUUCGUCAAAUCUUGACAUUGACGUCUUGCUUCUGAUAUUGAGCCGAGGUUGGGUCAACAACGUCGAACUCCUACAGCUUCUAGACAAUGGCGGCCCGCUGCAAUCCAAGUCCACGCAGUGUUUGGAGUCUUUACGAUGUCUCGCUGCUGCUGCCGAUGUAUACAAACUGAUGCCCGGCGCGACUAUUUCAGCUAGUGUCUUUUCCAAAUCUCUCGUGGACGCAAUAUGGAUGAAAGAAUUCUCAACGCCCCCGAAGAGAUACGACUCAGAAACAGAUACGCCCGGUAAGGAGCUACCAGACAAAGGAUCAUUUUUCCGGGGGGCCACCUUGGACCCUAGACAACUUUUCAAGAGUGAUUCCGAGCCAUCACUCGGAACAAGUGGUUUCUUUGGGAUUUCGCGAGAACAACCUAAAGAAUUUAUUAGUGAACUUUCCAAUGAGCAUCCUCGGAAGCGCAUGAAAUACGAAGCAGAAGCAUGCAAGGUCAACUCAGUAGAACAAGAACCAGAGCCAGAAUUGGAGUUGUGUAAGAAUGGGCUUCUAACUUAUGAACUGAGUCGGGCUCAGACGUUUGCAUGCAUUGCAAUGUUUGAAAACCGAGACGUCAAUCUACACCCUGAAAGCCUGAAGAAAGUUAUGGCCAUGUCAGCUGGCAAUUCUAUCUAUGUGGCUAUGCCACUGAUAUGUGAUCCAUUCGAGUGUCCAAAGGAGAACGAAGUAAAACACAUAAUCGGUAACAUCGGUAAACCAGGUGUGAGUUUGAUGAUACCGCCUGCUCCUCCAAAGAGGAAGAAAGUCGACGAAUACGUAUGGAAACACGCGACACAUGCCCUAUUUGAUGGCCAACUAGAUGAUUCAUUCAACCAUACUUCUCUUCAUUUAUCUUUUACGAAAUACAAACUGCCAGUGAAUUUUUCUCAUGGCUAUCAGAGUGUUGAAGGCAACUUUAUUGAGACGCUUAUCUCUGUCUUCGAUAAGCAAGAAUGGAUUGCAGACCUCGAUAUCUUGGGUGCCAUUGACGAGUUAAUGUGGGAGCGUAUGCCAAAUUCCUCGAAGAAAGAGUGUCGACACCAGCAAGGAGAAAAUACGCCAAGGUUCAGACUGACGUCUAUUGAUUCCUGGGAUGAGUUUUUGGAUAAGCCUAGCAAUUCGUGUAUCUUUCGGGCCUCAAACAACUGGCUCGCCCGUCUGUCUGCUGCUGCACUAAACGCAAACUUGGGUUCUCGCACGAUUAUAUUGGAUACCUCUAAGAGUCCGUGCUGGGACUGCCUCGGAGAUUUGGCGAGUAACUCGCCAGAUGAUCUUUCAAGAGAUCCGCCUGAGGAUAAGAAUCCAUUAUUUAUACAUUGA
Messenger RNA from Trichoderma breve, 3183 nucleotides. RefSeq lists its product as uncharacterized. Lineage: Eukaryota; Fungi; Ascomycota; Sordariomycetes; Hypocreales; Hypocreaceae. The coding region runs from base 1 to 3183 and encodes 1060 amino acids. The transcript has a single exon. The record is from RefSeq and is a predicted model, not a curated record.